UUCAGUCAUACGUUGCAAACGCUCGAAUGUAUUGUAAUGGUGAGGAAAAUGAUAUUGAAGAGAAUGAAAGCCGUGCUGAACAAUGGCAGAAUUAUAUGGCAACGAAAAAAGCCAAACUUCAAUAUCAAGUAAAUGUAUUGGACAAACACGAAUGCAUCUCCUGUAUUUUUAAAGGCAUUUCAAUUUUCGUUAAUGGUUAUACAGAUCCACCAGCAGCGGAAUUACGAAAGUUAAUACAUAUGCAUGGUGGCGAAUUUCAUAUUUACUACAAACAUGGCACUACAACCUAUACAGUCGCUACACAUUUAGCCGCUGGUAAAGUGAAGAAACUUCGAAAGGAAGAGAAAAUCAUUCAUCCGAGAUGGCUUACCGAUAGUGUCAGAGCAGGAAUUCGAUUACAUGAAGACGAUUAUUUAUUGUAUAAAGAUGGUGCACUGCAAACAGCCGUGGCAAAACGACUUGCAGUUGGAAGUUAUAGCUCCCCAAAAGAAGGAUGUGCUACGAGUGCUGCGAAUGAUCCAAAUUUUGUGAGUAACUUUUAUGAGAGAUCUCGUCUACAUUUAAUUUCAACUUUGGCACAAGAAAUGAAGCAUUACGUAAACGAGUUAAGGGAAAAUCAAACUGAUAAUUUUCCUUCACGCGUACAUCUCCAGCAUUUGAUUGAUAAGGAUUUCGCGAAUCCUCCAAAGGAGACCAUUUGCCACGUCGAUUUGGAUUGUUUCUUUGUGUCGGUUGCACUAAGAACUCGUCCAGAAUUGGUUGGAAAACCAGUAGCCAUUACCCAUUCAAGAGGUACAGAAGGUGCUGGUAUGUCCGAAAUUGCAUCAUGCAGUUACGAAGCCCGAGCACAAGGUGUUCGUAAUGGCUGUUUUAUUAAAGACGCGCGGAAGGUAUGUCCGGAUCUCAUUUGCCUUCCUUAUCAGUUUAACGAUUAUCGACAGAUUUCAAGGGAAAUCUAUUCAAUUUUAUCAGGGUAUACGCACAAUAUUCGCGCUGUAAGUUGCGAUGAGAUGUAUGUUGAUUUGGAAACCUUAUGUAAGGAGAUGCAUAUAGCAGAUGUAAUGGGCAUUAUAUCUGUGAUACGGAGUGAAAUUUUGACUAAAACAGGCUGUAAUGCUUCUGUCGGUAUUGGAAAUACAAUGUUAAUAGCUCGUAUAGCAACUCGGCAUGCAAAGCCGAAUGGCCAAUUCAUGAUCAAAUUGGGUGAUAUCGAUGAAUUGAUCAGGAAAGAGAAAAUUUCGUCUUUACCCGGAAUUGGUUAUAAUAUUUGCGCAAAACUUAGAAAUGCAUUCGGUGAGAUGAAUUUAUGUGAGGAUUUGCAAAAAGUGCCCAUUGAUCGUUUGCAAAAUCUUCUUGGUGAAAAAAUUGGAACUCAGAUAUAUAACAUGUGUAGAGGAGUGGAUAAAGAAAGAAAUUUUUUGGAAAAGAUUAUCCGCAAAUCUAUUUCGUGUGAUAUAAAUUAUGGAAUUCGAUUUAAAAAAGAAGAUGAAGUAAUGGAAUUUCUUGGAAAAAUAUGUUCAGAAUUGGAAAAAAAACUUCAUAUAGCCCGGAUGACUGCGUCUACUAUUACCCUUAAAUUACUGAUUCGAGCACCAGAUGCACCCGUUAUAACAGAAAAAUAUUUGGGUUGCGGGAGAUGUGAUGUAGUUACAAGGACAGCUCAUGUGAGGGAUGCUACUGCAAAUAAUGCAGUAUUGCAUGCAGAAGCAAAAAAGUUAAUGAAAGCAAUAAAUCCAGUUAUAUGCGAUUUGAGAGGAAUUGGUAUCCAAUUAACUCAUUUAACUGAAAUACCGAAGGUAUUAAUCAAUGAUGAGCAACCCAUCAAUAGAAAUACGUUGACACAAUUUUUUGCUGUGAAAAGUAGAGGACAACAACAUGUUAUUGGAAAAAAUGAAGGGAAGAGUGAGGAAGAUAUUGCUUUAGAGUUAGCGUUGAAGGAGUCGCUUAAAGAAAGCAGGCGAAAUCGUCGGUAUCGUAAAGAAACUAUCCAUCCGGAUUAUCGGAAUUAUUUCGAGGAUGAAGAUGUGAAAGCUGAAUUUUUGCGAAUACUGCAGCAUUAUAAAUAUCCUACAGCGGAAGUGGUAUCAGAAAUGGCAACAUAUUUUGGUUUAUUGGUAAAAAACGGUGAUUUGAGUGAUGUCAUAUCACAGCUUAGGUUUUUGCAACGUGAAACGAUAAACUUUUCAUUGGAAUGGAUUAUUGUAGUGUCCUCUUUAAAAGUUGAAUUGAAUCAUCUUUGUGAUACAAUAUAUGGUUCGUUAUUAUUUCGUUAA
Loa loa (African eye worm) is the source of this 2273-nucleotide messenger RNA. RefSeq names its product ImpB/MucB/SamB family protein. NCBI's taxonomy places the organism in Eukaryota, Metazoa, Nematoda, Chromadorea, Rhabditida, Onchocercidae. Gene Ontology annotation, biological process: error-free translesion synthesis; error-prone translesion synthesis. The transcript is spliced from 16 exons. The record is from RefSeq and is a predicted model, not a curated record. Gene Ontology annotation, molecular function: damaged DNA binding; deoxycytidyl transferase activity; DNA-directed DNA polymerase activity. Bases 27 to 2273 code for a protein of 748 amino acids. Gene Ontology annotation, cellular component: nucleus.